Molecule: messenger RNA, 1037 nt
Organism: Dermochelys coriacea (leatherback sea turtle)
Lineage: Eukaryota; Metazoa; Chordata; Testudines; Dermochelyidae
Product: glutathione S-transferase 2-like
Exons: 8
Coding region: 149-814 (221 amino acids)
Biological process (GO): glutathione metabolic process
Molecular function (GO): glutathione transferase activity
Source: RefSeq, a predicted model, not a curated record
CCCAGCGACCGGCUGGGGCUUGGGAAAGCGAGUUUGGCAGGACGGGCAAGUAACCGGGUUCCGGGGCUGGACUCGGAUCCCCGCCCCCGCAGCCCCACCCGAGCGCAACGCGUCCAGGCAGCCGCGGCGGGAGCGGAGCAGGGGCAGCAUGGGGGUCACGCUGGGGUACUGGGACAUCCGCGGGCUUGCUCACGCCAUCCGACUGCUUUUGGAAUACACGAGCACUCCCUAUGAGGACAAGCAAUACUGCGCCAGCGGGGAAGGUCCUGAUUAUGAUAUAAGCCAAUGGACUAAUGAGAAAGAGAAGCUGGGACUGGAUUUCCCGAACCUCCCCUAUCUCAUUGAUGGCCAGACAAAGCUCACGCAGAGCAAUGCUAUCCUCCGCUACAUAGCGCGCAAACACAAGAUGGCUGGCGAGAGCGAGGAGGAAAUACAGAGAGUGGACAUGCUGGAGAACCAGGUGAUGGAUUUCCGCCUGGCCUUUGCAAGGAUCUGCUACAACCCUGACUUUGAGAAACUGAAGCUGGAGUACUUGGAGCAGCUGCCUGGGAAGCUGAAGCUGUUCUCCCAGUUCCUGGGGGACAGGAAGUGGUUUGCUGGGGAGAAGCUCACCUAUGUCGACUUCCUCGCAUACGACGUCCUGGAUCAGCACCGCAUGUUCACGCCCAAGUGCCUGGAUCAGCUGAAGAACCUGAAGGAUUUUCUUGACCGAUUUGAGGCCCUGGAGAAGAUCACUGCCUACAUGAGUUCUGGCCGCUACAUGAAGGUUCCCAUUUUUUGGAGAACUGCCCAGUGGAGCAACAAAAAGGAGUAGGCUCAACUGGAGCUCAGCAAACUUCAAACAAUUCUCUUGGCAUUGACCCACUGCAGCAUCUGAGAAGAAGAUGGAGACCCCUGGGACCCCUCUAACUUGCAAAGUCCCCUUAAACAGCAAAUCAGUAAUAGCUGAAAUCCCCAAGCCCUGUCAUAAUCCUUCCCACUAAGCUAGCUGUGCGAUUUCCCAGUUACUGGCUAAUGAAAACAUUUUGGUGACUGUA